AUGUCUUUAAACAAACUUGUCGGAGGUGAUUGUGGCGGUAAUAAUUCACUUGUUAAACUAACAAAUAUUGUAGGUAGAGAUGGUUCAAUAACACAAAACUUAUCACAAUCUGAUAGAUUUGUUAAUGAAUUUUUGGCACAAAACUCUCAAGUUCCUCAAACUUUUAAUAUGAACGCCCUUCUUAAUAAUAUGCCGGAAGCGGAGAAAGUGUCAAACAUUACUGCUCAACCAUCUACAAGUCAAAUUUCGAAUGUUCGUCCACAUAUGCCAUCUCCUUGGAUGCAUGCUCCGUCAGCAUCCUUUAUGCCCUCGGCAAUGAGACCUUUUCAAACACCAUUCCAAAUAAUGAGGCAACCACAGUCAUCAAAUGUUCAGAUACAAUAUGUUAAUGAAUCCGAGUUGCAAAAAUCUGAUAGUGAUGUUCAAUCAAAAGCUCAAGAAUAUGUUAACAGUGUUAAAGAAGAUGACGAACUUGCUUAUAAUAAUUUUAUGUCAUUUAUGAAAAGAAUAAGUUCUGGUGAAUUAAACCUUGGAGAAAGUCUGGAUGGGGAACAAAAAAGUAUGAUGAAAGAUAAAAUAGUUGAAGAGAUGGCUGAAAAAUACAAAGACGAAUGGGCUAAGUUGAGUGAUGUCAAUGAAUACUGGAAUUCUGAAGCAGCAAAUGGAAUAGCAAAAGAAUAUACAUUUGCAGAGGGGAACAUGAUGUUGGAAAAUAAAAGUGCCCUAGAACUUGGUAAGGAGAAGUUAAAGAUGGGUGAUAUUCCAGGUGCCGUUCUAUGUUUUGAAGCGGCAGCACAACAGCAACCGGAUUCAGCUGAAGCUUGGUUCUUACUUGGCACAACACAAGCUGAGAAUGAACAAGAUCCUCUAGCAAUAACGGCUCUAAAAAAAUCAUUAGAAAUUGAUCCGAGACAAUUAGAAGCAUAUAUAACUUUAGCGGCUGCAUACACCAAUGAGAACAUGGCUAAACAUGCAUAUUUAACAUUGUUAGAUUGGUUGAAGGCCAGUAGUAAGUAUAGUGACUUGGUUCCUCAAGACAUUGACCCUCACAAAAUGAGUCUUAAAGAAUUGGAGGCAUAUUCAACAUCACUGUACCUGAAAGCAGCACAAUUAAACCCUGUUCAAGUGGAUCCCGAUGUACAAAAUGCAUUGGGCGUAAUUUGUAACAUUAACCAGCAGUAUGAUAAAGCGGUAGAUUGUUUUAAAGCAGCUCUGGCUGUGGCUUCCGAUAAUGCUAAAUUGUGGAAUAGGCUAGGAGCAACUCUUGCUAACAGUGACAGAUCUGAGGAAGCCCUUGAUGCUUAUCAUGCAGCUCUCAACCUAGAACCAGGUUUCAUAAGAGCUAGAUAUAAUGUUGGUAUCACAUGCAUGAAUUUAGGAGCUCAUAAACAAGCAGCCGAGCAUUUCUUAGUUGUUCUAAAUCAGCAAUAUAAAGCUCAAAGUUUGAAUCCAAAUGCUUCAUCUGAUAUAAGCUCUUCAACCAUUUGGACAACAUUAAGAAUGGUUUGUUCCUUUAUGGGUGAGCAUGAUGCUGCAAAAUUAGUUGAUGAAAGAAAUCUUAAUGAACUGAACAAAUUCUUUGAAGUGGAGCCAUGA
This is a messenger RNA of Danaus chrysippus (African queen), 1596 nucleotides long. The record is from the annotation of a GenBank genome assembly. Lineage: Eukaryota; Metazoa; Arthropoda; Insecta; Lepidoptera; Nymphalidae.